This is a messenger RNA of Cladophialophora bantiana CBS 173.52, 1446 nucleotides long. RefSeq lists its product as uncharacterized. The transcript is spliced from 3 exons. The record is from RefSeq and is a predicted model, not a curated record. The coding region runs from base 1 to 1446 and encodes 481 amino acids. NCBI's taxonomy places the organism in Eukaryota, Fungi, Ascomycota, Eurotiomycetes, Chaetothyriales, Herpotrichiellaceae.
AUGGUCAAGUUCCGGGGCAUUGAAAUAUGCAUCAUAUCACAGUUCGACAUCUGCAAGCUGCCAGAGUUCCAGUACUGCAAACCAUCUCGACUGAAGGAUCCUUUCCAGGCCAGCAACCAGCGCGAGCACCUGUCCUCCACGCCCUAUCCGACGGCAGGCUGCUUUGUUCCAAUCUACCCGGGCUGCCAGAUUUGGUUCGAGUACACCAUUGACGGUCCUCAUCCUCUAGAAGCUGCCUGGUUCUUCAAGCUCUUUAUAAAUGACAGGGCUAUCACAUCAUGGGAUUGCACAGCAGAGCAUGGCUUCCAUGGCAAAAUGAUGUACAACUUGGUCAGCGAAGGCGUGGAUCCAGACACGGGUGUCGCAGUAGUCAAAAGACAGGCACUAAGAUUCGAAGAUGGGCUGGAUAACCGCGAAAGAGGUGGGCUCGACGAGGAUUUGAUCCAGAUCAAUGUGCACAGGAUCGAACAUAAGAAGCGGGUUCGAGACCUUGAACCAGGCCUGGGGCAGGCCGACGCUGCCAGUGCUAACGCCGAUGUGUUGCGAUUGACAAACAGCGGCUUCCUUGAGCCCUGCGUUCGUCCUCGACGAUACAAGUACCAGCUUCUUGACCCUGUUGACAUGCCUUACGCGGCCUUCCAAUUUCAUUGCCGCCCUUAUGAAUACCUUGAGGAGAACGGCAUUGCUCGUUUGCACGUUUGCCCCUCUUCACGCAGCACCAGAUCCUCAAUCAUGUCGAAGAGUUCAGACAAUAUCCAAUUGUUCCAGGAGUCUGUCCACAACACCGCGCAGGAGCAUGCCGAUGAAGCUUCACCGUUGGGAAGCUCUUCGCAUCAAGUUUCGCCAAUUAGAUCGCCUUUCAAAGUUGGAAAUACCUCUUCAAUAGCAGGGAAACAGACCUUCAAAACGGUCACAUCGUCUGAAAGCUCCGCUAACAUUCCCCUUAGCGAAUCCGACGACUCGCUCAGUGUGAGAACUAAAGAUAGUAUCGAGGACUUGUCGUCGAAAGUUCCGCGAUCUCCAAAGUCUGGGAGAUCACCUGGCCGGCGCGAGAAGAUCAUAGAUGGCGGCCAACCAAAGAAAGAUGCGGAAAUUCCACCAUCGCCGACGCCGUCGACGAGAUCGCCUCGCCAACGCCUGAGAAAGAAGCUCACGGUCAAUAUCAAUGGGGCAUAUUUUGACGUUGACAGAAAACGACGACCGUUGAGCCCCUUCAACGGUGGCGGGAUGCUUAGGAAGGCUCGUGCGCCUCAGACAGCACCAGCCUCAGUCACAGAGUUUGGGCCGACAGUAGGAGAAGAUGCCAGACCUAAGCUCCAGAAGAGUAAGCCGGAAACGGAGGGGAAAGGCGAGAGAUGCGGUUUCAGAACAACAACCGAGGAGCGGGGAGGGAGGAGACUGAUGGGAUUUCUAGGAAGGAGGAUUGCAAGCGAGAAGAAUGCCUAA